This is a messenger RNA of Procambarus clarkii (red swamp crayfish), 4398 nucleotides long. The record is from RefSeq and is a predicted model, not a curated record. NCBI's taxonomy places the organism in Eukaryota, Metazoa, Arthropoda, Malacostraca, Decapoda, Cambaridae.
CGCGCGGAACAAAAGCGACCAAAACUCUCCCAACACCAAACAUCUCUGAGACGCAGUUGCUGCCGCCUCGUUUGUCUCAUAUUUCACCCUUGCUUCCCCAUCCCCGCCUCCAGAUUCUCGCUUUUGGGGCCUUUGUUUGGCUGGGGAAGGCGGAGAAGCGGCCAGAGUGGGUCAAAUAGUUAUGACGUGAUAGGCAGAGAUCACUAGCCGCCAAGAUGAUAUACGUGUUUCUUGUUGACAACGGCACCAUGAAGACCUUCGACAUGAACCUGGCAUUGGAGAACGUGUCGGUGCUGAAGGAGGAGGUGCACCGUACGUUGAAGGUUCCGCCAGAAAAACAGGUCCUGCUCAUCUCUGGUGGUGAAGCACUCGACCCCGACCAGCGGGUGUGCCAAUACUCGGCUGGCACCGACACCAACCCCAUCUUCCUCUUCUCUAAAACUACCAUCGAGAAGCAAAACCCACCCGUGCCCUGCGUCGACUACUGCACAGAUACUGACCUAAAGGACCAGGUGGAGGGAACGCUGAACAUGCCCGCUAGCUACAACACCGUCGUGGCCCGAGCACAGUUGGCACAGCAGUUCCACGAACAGUCUCGGGAAGAGAUCCGCGCCAGCCAGCAGCUGGUGCACGACCAGCACCUCCAGCAGCAGGGAUGGGCGGCUGUCGUGGCAAAUCUUGAGGACAUUGUUGCGGAUUUCAGGAACAGAUUUGAGAAUUUUUAUCAGAGUUUCAAGGAGUACUUGACAGGAAGAGAAGAGAAGUUUCAGAUACUUAACAAUUUUGAUAACGAUCUCAAACUACUAUCAAGAAUACCUGUGCUUCCGGCUCUUCUGGGGACAAACGAUACUUCGGUGGCAGGAAAAAUGGAAGAAACGGAAGUAAACACAAAUGAUGACGGAGAGAAAGUUGACCUCGCUGUGAAGCCACCAAUGAGCCUGCUUGAAUGGAUCAGUGCCAAAGACAGCCAAAGCAACGUAGAAGUGAUUGCGAAGCUCUGUUUUCGAGGCCUCACGCAGAUCAAUGAACCAAUGUUGAUUCAGUUGGAAGCUGAGGUAUCGGCAGCUAUUCAGGAAGCAGACCGCUCACAGAUGAAGGAGAUUAAGGGCCUCGGCGAACGGCUCUUUGGCCUCGAACAGCUGAUGCACGAGUCCAACAAGAUCGUCCAGGAACAAAACAUCAUUGCCGAGGCACUACUACAGAACCAAAAUCGUGCAGGGAAAGUGAAUGACCCGUCUAUCUUCCCGGACCUGUGUACCUCUCACCGCAAGAACCUGAGUCACAUGCUCAAAAAUCACCUCCGGGUUCAAGAGAUCAGAAAAAGAUGCAGUAAAGCCAAGGAUGAACUUUCCGAGAAUUUGCACGUCAGGUUAAAGUGGAUCAUGUACAUAGAGAGGAAGCUGUAUGAACUGGACAGCAAGCUGACUAUGCACACUGAGAACGUUCGCCGCCUCACGGGGCUGCUGCAGGUGGUGGAGCAGAUUCACCGAGCUCCUCAGGUUUACGUCGAAGCCAUCACCGAGGUCGCACGUCGACAUACCUUCUCUCAGUCUUUUGUUCAGUGGGCGACAAUAUUGAGCAAGGAGAGUUGGGAAGUGUGGCAACAGGAGUUGACGACCAGGCAGCAGUUCAUCCAGCACUUCUCGUCGCACUUCCUCGCCAUUCUCUUCCCUGGUAUGGACGACCUCCCGCCCGACUUCGCCACCCAGCCACCCAACAAAUUCGAUGACACUCUGCCCAAGCUGACAAAAGAGAACAUUGACGAGCUACGAGCAAUACUGCCAGAGCUCGCGUCCAUGCUGGUGGUCAAAGAAGUCAUGGCUGUUCCACCAUUGUUGCAGAGUGCACUACAAUCCCAGGUUACAACCAUUCAAACUCCCAGGGUGAGCGAGAUGCACUUGAAGGAAGGAAGUGGGGAUGUGUACGCCUCGGCUGUCACUACAACCACUUCGGUCACUCCCCGCAACACACCCGACCGAGACACCAUUGCUAGAGGCCAGCAGUUGCAACCGCCUUCACUCACAAGGGAGCACCACGAGUCUGAAACAGACACUGAAGAGUUUGAGAAGGUGGUCUGCAGCGAAGGCAGUGAUGGUGCGUUCUCUCCCAUGGAGGUGAUGCCCGAGAGCAGUAGAGGGACGAUGAAGACGAAACAUCACUUCUCCUCGCAGGUCAACGAGUCUAAGCACAUAAAGCUGGAUGGUGGCCACGGUCCCACUUCUUCCCCCAACAUUACAGACCCCGAGGAGCUGAGGCAGGGGAGCGUAGCCUCGGCGUCCCCCCAAGAACCCCUGCACAGUCCCGAGUCAGUGCUCACGUCCCAGGAGUUUGUCACCGCCGAAUUCUACAUUGACGAGUCGAUGCCCUCCAGCUACACCGAGAGCGGCGGCACGGCGAACUCCAGCUCGAGGCAUCCCCCUUCCCUGGUGAAGACGCACCACGUCAUCACCGCCGAGCUGCAGCAGCAGCUGGAGGAGAGGGAUGCAAUCAUCACCACACUACAGAGCGAUCUGAGCGAAGCCAAGGAAGAAGCGGAGAGACUACGUCUACGGCUCUGUGCAUUGGCAUCUCUGAGUUGUCAGGACGAAGUGCUGAGCCUCAAGACUGAACUGGCAUCUCUGCGGGGAAAGGUUCAUGACGAAGGGAAGUCGUACCUCAACUAUAUCUCCGAACUCUCGUCUCGAAUCUUGGACCUCCUGCUACAGAUUCAGGUACAAACAUCAGCCGAUCAAAGUGCUGCAGUGAGCGAGGCCGUGAAGUUGGCUCGCGCAGAUGAAGAGAGGCUUCAGGAACAGUUGCGGGGAACACUAGACCUGCAGGCCCACAAGCUGAACGAUGCCCAGCGUGAGAUUGAGGUGUACCAGGAGCAGCUUCAUCGUCAGCAAGAGAACUUGCAGCAAACGACUGUGGAGUUUGAGGAGGCAAAAAGAAUGUUGAUAGAGGAGAAAGUGGAGGCUGUGAAGCGGCUGACCCUGGAGCACGAGCUGGAAAUGGAUUCCCUGAAGGAGCGUUGGAGAGGCGACGACACAUCUCGGCAGGAGGAGAUCACGUCACUUACUCAGAAAUUACACGACCUGGAAGAAGCUCUGGAGGACGCCAAGCAGGAGCGCAGUGAGCUGGAGAAGAGCUUCCAGAGCCGCUUUGAGAUGCACAUCCAGGAGGAGAAAGAUAAGAUAGUGCAGAUCUUGGAGGUGAGCUUCACCGAGAGGGAGAAGAAGGCACUCGAGACAUUGCGAGAACAGCUGGUUCAGGAGCACCAGCUUCAGGUUAACAGACUGCUAAAGGAGAAAGAGGAGGCCAUCCAGGCAGCGUGCGAGGAGGUCCGCACCAAACUGGUGGUGGAGUGGCGGGAGGUGGUGGAGCAGCAGCACAAGGACCUCACCGAGAAGCACAACACCCAUCUCGCUCAAUGCCAACACCAGUGGGAGCAGGACAAGCAGGCGGAACUGGCCACCAAGGUGGCCGAGAUUGAUAGUCGUUGGAGAGAAGAACGGGACUCCAAUGUGGAGCGUGUUCGUCAACAGUACAAGAUGGAGCUGGAGGGCCUGCGCUCACGGUUCAGGAUGAUGACGACAGCCAGCAUGGACAAGUCUCCCUCAGAAACAUCACUAGAAAAGUUUGAGCGAGGCGAGUUCUUGGACUUGGGGGCCCAUGAGGCGGCACUGGCCAGACUGCGGGAGGAACUGAUAAAGGAGAAGGAGGCGGCCUUGGAGGCUACGCAGUUGAGUCUCCAGGAACAGUUUGCUCAAGCACAGGAGGAGGCGAUGCAGAAGCACCAGGAGAUGAGGAAGGAGGAGAGACGGAGAAUAGAAGCCGAAAAGCAGAUUGUGUUCAAUGAUGCCAUAAAGUCGGUGACCCAAGACAAGGAGAGAGUGAUUGAAGACUUGCGGUUGAGAGUGGAGCUCCUCACCGAUGAAACCGAGAAGUUGCGGAGAUUGAUGCACCACGCAGCCACCGAGUCUUCCGACCAGCUUAUAACCGCCCUGGCCAGGGAGAAUGAAGUGUACAAGGAGCGAUGUGAGAUGCUGCAAAAGGACAUCAUUCGUCUUGAAGGAGAGGUCCUGCGUGCAAAACGUCUGAGCUUCGUGGUAGCCACGGAACGGCCGACUGACCUCUCCAUGUCUUUCACGGAUGCCGGUGCCACCUUAACAACGCCACUGGGUUCCCUGAGUGCGAAUGAGGACGUGAGAAAGUUGCAACAGGAGAACCAGGAACUCAGAGACAAACUAACCCGAAGUGCGACAUCUCUGGUAGAACGUGGUAAGAUCAGCGUGCACUCGUGCCAGGCAGGCGAGGCAGUGUUGCUGGUGUGGGACGAGCACCACCUUCACUACAGAGUCCUUCUCGAGGGUAACCCCUACCUCCACUUCCUCCACAUCGACUCCUACGGCCCUCUCA